Molecule: messenger RNA, 1361 nt
Organism: Paramecium pentaurelia
Lineage: Eukaryota; Ciliophora; Oligohymenophorea; Peniculida; Parameciidae
Source: the annotation of a GenBank genome assembly
AUGAAUUUAUUAGAGGAUUUAGAAAAUAAUGGGACUUAACAAAUGGAUUUAUUAAAUUUUGAGUAUGAUAUAAAUUUAUUAUUAGUCAUUAAGCUAAUGUAAUACCUAAUGUUGAUUUUUAUAAUGCAAUUGUGGUUAAUGAAUUUAUGAAUAAUCGUAUUGUAGAAGUUAAAGAUGGAGAAGUAGUUAAAGAGGGAUACAUAACUAAAUACAAAUUAUAUCUAGUAAGAACAAAAAAGUAAGGAGGAGAAUGGGAAACUGAAGUAUCAAGGAGAUUUAGUGAUUUUGAGUGGUUAUAUUAGGAAUUGAUUAAUAAAUAUGGAGGAUACAUAAUUCCUGCUAUUCCUGAAAAACAUUUACUUACUAAAGUCAAUUUAGCUAGUUAUGAAGUAAAUUUAUGAGAUUUAAAAUUUAAAAAAUUAGUUCUCCGAAAAGAGAAGGAAAGACCUUUAACAAUUUCUUUAAAGAAUACUUCAUCAUCAUCAUCUACGAUAUGUACCAGAAUUAAGAAUAUUUAUUGAAGAUAAAGAAAAAGUAUUUAUAAAAAUAAUAUAUUAGUUUAUUUCUCUUUUAAAAGGUGAAUUAGAAUAAAAUAAAACUAUUGAAUAAAAAUGUGAUAAUUUAUUAUAAUCAGUCAAGACUUUAUGGAAUAGUAGUACAUUAACAACCAAAGGGUAAGAUCCAGCAAAAAUGUUUGAUGGAAGUGAAAAAGAUUUAACUUAUGAUGAAACAUUACUUUUAUCAUUAUCUAUGAAAGGUACCAAGUUAAAAACUGUUGUUGAGGAACAUGUUAUAACAUUGAGAGAAGAAGCUAAAACAUUAAAUGAUUAAAAUGAAGCUUUGUAUUCUUGGAGUAUUAAAAAUAUAUUAAAUUAUUAGAUGGUUUAGGAUCUGCAAGUGAAGAUGAUAUUUCAUAAUUUAAAUAGUUGAAGUAUAAUAAUGAAAUCAGAUAAAGAAAAAUUAAUAGAGAAAUUGAAGAUAUUGAUAGAAAAUUUAUACCUAAAUUAUAAAAUUGUUUAUUUGAAAUUGAGUGGGCAUUAACUGCUUGUAAAAGAAGAAGAAAUUUAUAAUAAUAAUUAUUGAUUGAUUAAUAAAGAAUAGAAUAACUUAAAAUGUAAUAUACAGAUAAUUCUAGCAGAGUAUUUAUUAUUAUUAUUCAUAGAGAGAUUUAGAAAUGGAUGUACUCAAAACUAAAUAUUAAAAAAACAAAGAUAGAAGCGAUAAAAUGUCUAUUAUUAUGUAGGAUGAAUUAUUGAGUUUCAUCACAGAAAUGAAACAAUAAUUAAAAGCAAUUAUAGAAGAAUGGAGAUCUAUUAUGAAGAUUUUAUCAAAAAAUAUUAUUGAAGAUGAUAAUGAAUGAA